CAGCUGUUCGAUAAAGUUUUGAUAGCUAACAGAGGAGAGAUAGCAUGCAGGGUAAGAUAAUUUGUACUAUCAACAGUAUAAUUAUGACUGUGAUGAUGAAUUCGCCCUAUAUCGUUUUUUUUUAUAUCGUUUUCAGGUGAUGAAAACAUGCAAGCGUCUGGGAAUCAAAACUGUAGCAAUAUACAGUGAAGCUGAUGCCAAUGCAGUAUGUUUUGAUAAGUUUUUGAGAAUAUUAAUUUGCUGGAGUGAUUCACGCUGUGCUUGUCAAAAUGUUAAAUAAAUGUUCAGUCUAUUCUUGUCUUAUAAAAUCUGCAUUAGAACAUGCAGGCAGCACCUUACCGCUUAUAUAUCAACAAGGAAAAAGUACAGAAGUGUGGUUAGUGCACUUAAGUUCUUACAAACAAGGGCUGGCUUUGGAAAGUGUCCCAGACGUUACCAUCAUUAUUUAUUUUGCACUGGCCUGGGUUUUUCCGGGUAAUCAGCCCACCCACAUCUCCAUAAAAGUCAAGCAGUUAACUUCUCUUCAAUGUCUUGAUGAGGUCUACGAAUGUUAAUGUUAUUAUUAUUAUUAUUAUUAUUUUUAUUAUUAUUGUUGUUAUUAUUAUUAUUAGUGUAAAACGCCUCUUAAAAUUUUGGCAUUAAAAUUGUUCGUGUGAUUUGCUAAAGUUAAUUAUGCCCUAAUUUAGUUGGAUGCUGUUAAAGAUUCUUUUGUUUCCUUAGUAAACAAAUUGAUCUUUGUAAGAUAUAAAGCAGACUUACCUGCGGAGCCUUUCUCUUUCACCUGUCAUAUUUUAAGCACCAGCAUUAACUUUGCAUGUAACUUAUUUUCCAGCUUCACGUAAAAAUGGCUGACGAGUCAUUUUGUGUAGGCCCACCACCAACAAAUCAGAGCUACCUGAACAUGGACGCCAUUAUGGAAGCAAUCAACAUAACUGGUGCACAGGCAGUGAGUAAUAUAAUUUAUGACUACCUAUUCUGGCAUUUAAUUUUAUAUUGUUUUCUCCUCAAUUUUAUUCAGGCAAAUCUUCAUCAUGUUUAUUCCAACCUCCUUUAUUUGUAGAUGAACCCUCCUGGGGUUGAAUUUUAAGAACCUUGAAUGUUCAAGUUGAAAAAGACAAAAAAUUUCAUUGUCGCCUGUUUAUGUCCUCCAUAAUACAAAAAAUUAGGCAUUUUCACAUCAUGGGCAUUCACUGAAGGCAAAGAGAUAUGCAAAAAAAGUGUGUUACAUAAGCAGAGUUGUUAUUUUGCUUUAAAUCUAUUGAUUUAUUGAUGUACUUGAUGCCUUCAGGAUGCACUGGAUAUUGUACUGUUCCCAGAGCAUUUUACAUUACAUGUAUUUUGUUUAGCUUGUUACAGUUAUGCAAAAAAAAAUGCCUCUUACUUUUAAAAACUCCUCCUAUCGUUUGAAUGCUCCUUCCUGGGCCCUUAAAAUUAAAUAAAAAUUAAUGCCCCAGUUGUCUAUUAGAUCAUUUACGUUUACAAUGAAGUUUUGACAUUGAAGGAUCAGACAGACUUCUUAAAGUGAUACAUUUCUUUUCAGGUCCAUCCAGGAUAUGGCUUUCUAUCAGAAAACAGCAAGUUUGUGGCUAGAUUGGUGAAUAAUGUUUUUUUCUUUCAUAUAGUGUAUCUUUUUCCUUUAGUGUAUCUUUCAGAUGAUGUAGAACCAGUUAAAAAAGUGGUUAAACACGAAAUGAUACUUUAAACAAUUCUGACUGACUGACUGACUGACUGACUGACUGACUGACUGGCUGAAUGACUGACUGCCCGACUGGCUAAUGACUGACUGACUGGCUGACUGACUAGAUGACUGACUAGAUGACUGACUGACUGAAUGACUGACUAGCUGACUUACUGGCUAAUUGACUAACUGACUGAAUGACUUACUGACUGAGUGAAUGACUGACUGACUGACAGACUUACUGAGUGACUGGCUGACUGACUGCAUGACUGGCUGAUUGACAGACUGACUGACUGACUGACUGGCUGAAUGAGUGGCUGCGUGACUGGCUUACUGACUGAGUGACUUGGGGAGGCGGGGGGCUAGUUACACACUGGUCACGUGAACUAUGAAUCACUAAUCCCCAUGCAUUUUCUAAAAGAAUAAGUUGAGAUAUUUUAAUAAGAGGUCAAAGCAUUUUCCCUCUGGGGAUCAAUUUACUAAUUCUCAUAACUUUUUUGUUGCUGCUGUUGCGAGAAAAUUUAACAUUUGGUUACACAAAAGCAUACUCUUCUGUUUAUUUUUAACAACAGGAAAAGGCUGGUGUGACAUUCAUUGGUCCCAAUGCUGCUGCAAUGCAAGCAAUGGGAGAUAAAAUUCAAAGCAAACUGAUUGGCAAGAAGGCUGGUGUCAGUAUCAUCCCUGGAUUUGAAGGAGUUGUUAAGGCAAGUGAGCUGCAAGACAUUAUUUAUUUCAUUAAUACUUGCACUUUAAGCUAUAAAUCCAAGUUUUUGUUUAUCAUAAAAUUUAAUCAUAAUGAACAAUAAGGAAUUAAAAAAAUAAAAUAACGAUUUUUUUUCGCAUGAGAGGUCACAUAUAUUAUAACAGUUAACAAAGCCAAUGCUAGAAUAGCCAGUGAGUGAACAAAUCAGUAUUGUUAAAAAUCAACUAUCUUUUCUUUUAUAAAUUAAAAAAAGGAAUGUUCCUUUUUCGAUGGUGCUACUGGAGGAUAAGCAUAGUUUUAGCUAAGGAAAACUAAGCAGGCUUUUAUUACAAGUCAAGCUGGCCUCUUAACUCAACUGCAUCUUCAAAAUUACGACAUGUCUUUGCUUUCCAAGCAAUUUUAAGCUGUGAGUAGGUCUUUUUCAGCUGGUAAAAUUAGCCAGCAGCCCACUUAUUUCGACAUUAUUCCUGGGUAAGGGUGAAGGCAAGAGUUACCAAGCCAUGAAUGGAUUACAUAGUUUUCACAAAGGAUAAGUCAUAUUUAUAUACCUGCCAACUCUCCCACAUUACCAACCCUCCAAGUGAAAGUUUUUGCUUGGCCGCCAUUUGGUGACCAGUUCUGUUGGUUUAGGGAAACUUUUUUACAAAUCAAGUCGCCAGCUUCAAAAUUUUAGGCGCCAUGAUGACUAAAAUGGUUGCAACUUGGAGGGUUGAUAACAUGUAUGUGAGUCUCAUGCCUGCUGACUAAAGACAUCAAUCUCAUGCAUCAAGUACAAUCUCUCACACUUGACUCACAAAUCUGGAUGAAUUGUUCCUUAACACAUGAUAAAUAAGGAAAACUCAAUUCAAUUUCCCCGAAAAUAUUCCAAAUAGAUGCUGAAUAAUGACUUUGUGUUCUAAUGAAAACUAAACACACUAAAAUUGUCGUCUUCUGAAUAGCUUCGGAUGUGCUCAAUGGUUUUCAGAACAUCUUCGCACAUUUUCAGUAAUGUUUGCUGUGACGAUUUCAGAAGUCCCGGUCAUGACAAGACAAAAAUCUCACGUAUUUGACUCAGAUAAAGUUGGCAGGUAUAUGUUUAUGUACAGUGCAGGGCUGUCACUAUGUUUUGAAGCAACCAUAGCAAAUGGCAGUUUACCAGUGACAUCUCACUAAAAAUAAACAGUUUCUGUGUCAUCUUUAGCUUUCUACUUUGGUCACCCAUAAUAUCAAGUAAGCUCAGCCAUAACAGGUGUUAUGGGUUACAGCUCUGCAGUCUAUAUGAUUGUAAUACAGUCUAAGGUGACUUUUAAUUUAUAAUGUUUUUGUAGGAUGAUGAGGAUGCAGUUAGGAUAGCUAAUGAAAUUGGUUACCCUGUGAUGAUAAAAGCUUCUGCUGGUGGCGGUGGUAAAGGAAUGAGGAUUGCUUGGAAUGAUGAUGAAACUAAGUGAGAUAUCUUGUCUGUUUUCAAUUACAUGCAACUCUUUUUUAUUAUUAUCACAUGUAUUCAGGCCCCUGGCGCCAAACUUUUGCCCUCGGGCGAAUAGAAAAUCACAGAUUUUUCAUACAACUCAUAUGCUGGGCACCCUAGAUUUUACAGUUUCAGAGCACUGGGCUCCCUUCAAUUUUCCUUAGAGUGCAGCCUUGGUAUUGCUAAAUAGGAAUAAAAAGUUGGUCUCAUUUGUUUUCAGCUAUGGAUCUACCGGUAUAUAAUAAUAUGUCUGCUAGUAUGUCACAUUUGUAAAAUUUACCUUAAUUUGCAGUAAGGUUAAUAUUAGAAGUAUAAGCCAUGAUAGUUUUUUUGUAGAAAUUUUGUUAGCCCAGUGUUUGAAAUAAAUUGUGAAGAAACCAAUUAGUAUCAGGGCUGUUCUUUGGCAGCACCAGGUGGCCCCUGGCUCCUUAGUUUUGCUCCUGGGCGACUAGUUCUAAAAUUUCAGUUUUUGCCAUAGAUCAUAAACUGGGCACCCUGGAUUUCAAAGGCUCAGAGCAUUGGGCUCCCUACCAUAAUUGCCUUGAGUAUACUAUCAUUUAAUAAUAAUAUUAUUAUUAAUGAUAAUUAUAGGAACUACCAGUAAAGCCUCAGGGGAUAUUAAGUUCUUCUUUUCCCUUUUUGCAUCCUUUUUAAACACCUCCUUUUUUAUGGAAAUAAAUUUAUUUUGAAUGAAAUUAUCCUACUCAGGUGGAGAGAGACAGAAGAGAAUGAAUUGAAAGCAGCAUGUGCAUCUCUGAACUCUUAUUAAUAAUUUUUUUGUUGGAAGUCAAUUACAAAUCAUUACUUUAAUUCUUGAUCACCAUGAAUGCUGCAGUUAAGUUUGUAUUGGUUGCACAGACUCCCACAGAGGCAAAUAAAAUUAUAGUGAGUUCUUGUUAUUAUUUUUUUUAAUCAGGGAAGGGUUCCGUCUCUCUUCUCAAGAGGCCAGUUCAAGUUUUGGAGAUGACAGAUUGUUGGUUGAGAAGUUUAUUGACAAUCCAAGGCAUAUUGAGAUUCAGGUGAAUAUUGACCCAUACGAGAAAUAUGAUUUAAGAACACAUACUCUGGGUCACAAUUAGUAGGAGUUCAGCGGCAAUUCUAUCAGUUGUAGAGGUUGCGUAUAUAACUGUGAUGAUCUUCAUUCAUACAAUUCUUCACUCUGCAGUUCACAUAAUGUGAUUUUCAUAUAUUCAUAACUUCAGUUGUAUUGUAGUUGUAUAAUCUUCUAGAGCAUAUUAAAUUAACACACAAUUUCAGUUUGGCUCUCUGCCAUAGUAGCCUUUUUAGUAGUGAUAAGCAUGUUUCUUGGCCUGGUUUUCACUAUUGUGAGGGGAACUAUGUCUGACAUAACAUUUUAAAUGAACAAUAUGUCUGCACAAAAUAAAUGCCAAAGACUAGUUGAAUUUACCCUAGCAUGGCCUCAUCCAAAAAUGUGAUAUCCUUUAAAUAUUGCCAAACACAGAAAAAUGGGAUCAAUUUAGGUAUCCCACCUACCCCUCCCCUAAGCUAACAUUCACACUUAGGGCAAAAUGAUGGCUUAGGGGAGGGGUAGGUGGGCAGUUUCCCAGAAACCUAAAUUGAUCCAGAAAUGCAAGGGAAGGUUGAUGCAACACAGCUCCAGCGCCCUUCUCCCCCCUCCCCCUCCCCCUCCCUUCCUUUGCACCAUGAGUCUGUUUGCCACAACCAAGGGUUGUCUCGCUACUGUGUAUGAAGGCACUUAGUGUGUCGAAGAGUGAUUUCAAUAUUAUUAAAGGAUUGAUUGAUUUGGAUAGGGCUUUGGUACAAUAUGUGGACAUACUCAAAUUGCUAUACAUGUAUAUGUGUUGCUAUAGUCUUUCUUUUUUGCUUAAAAGGUGGUUGGAGACAAACAUGGAAAUGCUGUAAGUUCCAGUUCAUAUAUUAAUUAUUAUUAUUGUAUUAUCAAUCUGAAACAGUUGACAUUUUUGUCUCUAACAGACUCCUCUGUAAAACAGGCACCUAGAUUCAAUCCUUACCAUUCUUUGCUGCCAGUUUGAUGACAGACAUGGUUUACUUUUGAAUUUGUUUGUUUUAAAAUAGGUUUAUGUUAAUGAAAGAGAGUGUUCGAUCCAAAGGCGAAACCAGAAGGUCAUUGAAGAGUCCCCCAGGUAAAAAUAUAGGAGCUAAGCAUGAUUUAUCCUCCCUUCUUGAUUACACAAUACUUCACUUCAUUUCUUAGAAUGAGUACAUGUUGAAGGAAAGAAAUUAGUCAUAUAGCUAGUCCUGUGAAUUUCAACAAAGAUGGGUUUAUCGCUCAGCAAGUGUGCUUCUUUAGUCAAUGUGCCACCAGAAGUUUUGUCCAAAAACGCUCUUUAAGUUAGUUGAGCUGUUUUCUGGUCGCCAUCGUGUCAGUGACAAGCAAAGCUACCCAAAGUUGAGAUCUUUGCUAACAUUUAUUCCUGCUGGCAAUAAAUGACAGUGUUUAAAGUUUGGCCAUGUGUAGAAGGGGAGAUUUCUAGAUUAUUUGGACAAAAACAAGACACUUCCCCCACUGGCUGUUAACUUUCUCUUCAGUUCACUUCUUCCUAUUUUUCUUUUUUUUCUGAACAAGUAAAUUUUACUUGGCUUUUUUAUGGUGGAAAAAGUUUUUCCAAACACCCUAAGGAUCCUGAAAUACUAUUUUGAAGGAAAUACAGAUCACAGUGGAAUGAAAUUUCCUUUUGAAUUUUCUGUUGUUGGCUUUCAGGCAGUUUAGGUGUGAAUGUAUUUUGCUAUUCUAUAUUAGUUCUAAGACCUAAGCAGUCAUCUAAAUGAAGUUAUUGUUAGACUAAAAACUAGCAUUUGUUUUCUUGCAGUCCAUUUGUGGACCCAGACAUGAGAAAAGCCAUGGGUCAGCAAGCUGUAGCUCUUGCUAAGGAAGUCGGAUAUGACUCGGCUGGCACUGUUGAGUGCCUGGUUGACUCGCAGAAGAAUUUCUACUUCCUGGAAAUGAACACUCGCUUGCAAGUAGAACAUCCCAUCACUGAGAUGGUGGCUGGAGUUGAUCUUGUGGAACACAUGAUCAGAGUAGCAGCAGGUACUGAAAUGCUCUUCCUUUUGAUCAUAAAUUCCAUGUGCGUCCAUUUCAUCCAUACCAGUAAAUUGAAUCCGACAAUACUGCGGGACCUGGUUUGUUAGAUAGUGAUAUUCACUGGAUAAGUCACUAUCUAGCAGAUAAGCAUUAGGGAAACCAAUUGCACGUUCCAUUGGAUAGUGAUUUAUCCAGUAGACAAUGUUAUACACCUCAGUAGUCAGCAAUUACCAACUGUUGUUCCUCCUUUUAUUCAGUAAAACAAGCCUUUUGAAGCAUGCCUCGAUUAACCCUUUAUUGACCCUUAAACUCAUUCAUCCCUGAAUCAUCCAAAACCACUUGUGCAGAUCCACGUCCCUUCUACCACCUGUAACAUCAUCAGUUUUAACAGCCAUGGACAACUUUUUCAUUUAACUUGUAAAGGGUGAAAAGAUGUUUCAAACCAUACAAGAACGGGCACGAUUCAUCCCCUGAAAUCCUUACAAUGAGACACUAAAGCAACUGCUCCACAGACCGUUGCACAAACACUUAACAAAGAACUCAAAGAUCCUAGCAGUGUACAAAGCUACCACACACCAUGUGAGCCUGCACUUAUCAGUUAUGGGAUUGACCGCUGGAUUCCCGCUAAGCUCGUGGAACGCUUGACGGCUAAGCUCAUAAACUGCUUGACCGUUAAGCUCAUGGACCACUUGACCGCUAAGUUCAUGGUGGCUAACUUAGUUAAAUAACAUUAGCCAAAAUUAAAUGCCAUUAAUUUAUUAUUCAGCCUCUUGUCUUUUCAGGUCAUCCCUUGAGCAUCACACAGGUGGAUAUUCCAAUCAAUGGCUGGGCAGUGGAAUGCAGAGUUUAUGCUGAGGUCUGACUUACUCUUUUUGAAAGAUCUUACUUUAAGCGUGAGUUAACCUCCCAGUUCUUUGGGUUGGUGCAUGUUCUAGACUUCAAAAAAGACAAAAAUGUCUUUGAUGUGUAAGAUUCUUUUUUCUUAUUGGUGAUCUUGCAUCCAAAAAGUUUGUUACUAUUUUUCAUCAUUAUCAUUAAAGCAAUGUUUUUAAACAUUUGUUUCUCCAAUCAGAAUGUAUAGUGCAUUUUGUCCAUUAACAGGAAAAGGUUAAAGAUCAGUAAAAUAUUUUUUUUGUAGGAUCCAUAUAAGAACUUUGGUUUGCCAUCGAUUGGAAGACUGUACAAGUACAUUGAACCAACUCAUAUUCCAAACGUAAGUAUUUUUUUUAAUGUGUUGUGUUUUCUUCCACCCCCUACAUGGUAUAGCUAUGUUAUUGGAAUAACCGGCCAUGGAUGAGUAUUGAUUUUGAUUCUCAGACUCUUACUUCCACAAACUUAUAGACUCCUUUGUUUUAUGUCAUCUUGCUGUGAAACUGACAAAACCGUGAACACCAGAAGCAUUUAUGGAAGGUUAUUGUGUUGCGAGGAAAAAGCCAAUAAGGCAUAAGAAAACUAAACUGCAAACAGCAACAGUAAUUAGUUUGCAGUUUUGAGGUUUGCUCAUGUGUCCUGAACUUUAUUGUGAUUGGUCACUAUACAAUCAACAUGCCUAAAAAUUUUCAAAUAUUUAAAUGGUUUUCUGAGUUUGACAGUAGUGCUGUGAGAGAGGGUGGGGAGGGAUUAUAAAAGGAUGGAUUUUCCCUAAAGGGGAACAGGGUCCCACUCAUCUGAUGUAAUUAAUAGAUCUUUUUCAAGUUAUAACUUUCUCCUAUUUAUUGUAGCUUGUAUUUUUUUGUUUCUUAAUUUUUUUUUCUAGGUUCGUUGUGACAGUGGCAUUAUUGAAGGAAGUGAAAUUAGCAUUUAUUACGAUUCCAUGAUAUCAAAGGUAUUGAUUUUUUUGUGCACUGCUUUCCAGCGCAAAAUACAUGCAGCUUCCAUUUUCUUUCCACAGAAGAACUUUUAAUCACUGAUGAAAUGGAUUAUAUCACUCUUUACUUUGCAAUUUUUUUUUGAAAGGCUAAAGCUAUUUUUGCAUCAAUUGACUUCCAAACACAAUGGUCCAUUUUUUUUGUAAGACCAUAUUCAGGCAUUUAUUUAAAACUAUUUCCUGGUGUUUGUUGCAACAGAUGGCAAGGAUGGACAUGGAUUGAAACUUGAAAAAGUUUGGCCAACUUUUUCAAGUUUCAACAUAGUUACUAUAGUUUAAAUUCUAUGCCUGAAGAAGUCACCAACUGAAAAAAAAUAUCAUGGUUAGUUCUCCCUGAUGAAGUUGUUUGUUAUCUUCAUCAUAACAAUAACCAACUGAUAAAAAUACUGUCUAAAAAACUACUCUAAAAUUCCCACUAAAACUAAUUUAAAAAUGUCCGCAUUCCUUGUAUUAACACUAAAAUCAUCUCAAAAGUCAGCAUUCUUGAGAAAAAGGGUUCAAGACCCUCGAGCACAUGCGUGGACUGAUCAUAGAAUUUCAAAAGAUAUGCGCAUUCUUUCCAAGAUAUGGCACUGGCAUAAGACUUGCCAUUGUUNGUUUGGCCAACUUUUUCAAGUUUCAACAUAGUUACUAUAGUUUAAAUUAUAUGCCUCAAGAAGUCACCGACUGAAAAAAAAUAUCAAAGUUAGUUCUCCCUGAUGAAGUUGUUUGUUAUCUUCUUCAUAACAAUAACCAACUAAUAAAAAUACUGUCUAAAAAACUACUCUAAAAUUCACACGAAAACUAAUUUAAAAAUGUCCGCAUUCCUUGUAUUAACACUAAAAUCAUCUCAAAAGUCAGCAUUCUUGAGAAAAAGGGUUCAAGACCCUCGAGCACAUGCGUGGACUGAUCAUAGAAUUUCAAAAGAUAUGCACGUUCUUUCCAAGAUAUGGCACUGGCAUAAGACUUGCCAUUGUUCCGGGAAAGUUUGUCCAUAAAGUUGCUCAGGAAAAGUUUGCAUUAUUUGCCCAUUUCUCCGUUCAUGUCAGAAACCAGGGGGGUAAACGAUCCCAUUUCCACGUCAAUAACUCUUUGUUGGUACUUCCUUUUCUUCUCUUUGUCAUGGUACAAAAAAACUUUGCAUUUGGGUAGUGGCAUAAAGUAAUAGUUUAUUUUACAGUUAUGGGUGCAAACGAGGCUGGAGUUGACCUUGUUUUGAUACAGCCCUUCCCCAUGUUAUUCUUAUGCUAACUAGCUCUUAUCUUUUAACGGGAUUUUCAUAAGGAAAGGAGAGAAGUUUGUAUCAAAACAAGGCCAUCCUCAGCCUCACACAGAGGCUAGGGAGCUAAACUCAUGACUGUAAAAUGGUCUAUAACUUUGACACAGAAUUGGACUGAAACAGCGAUAUCCUCUUGAUACAUCCCCUGUAAAGCUUAAUAACCAGUGAUUUGAGUAGUUUCAUGAAGUUUGCCCAUUCAUAUUUAUAGAUUGUUCACAGUCCCCUAUUUUUCUGUAAGAUCGUUGAGAUUGAAGUCUUUGAGUUACGGUCGGCCAUCUUGGAUGAGUGUGAACUGUGGAUGCCUACCCUCUGGGUACCUAUGAAACCAAUAUGGUCACCCAUACCAGUAAGCUCUCGAUCCUUACAAGCUUACAAAAAAAUAGAGGACUGUGAACAGUGAACCAUUUUUUUAAAAAUUAAUUUGCCAAAGUCUGUUUCUUUUUGAAAGCUUGCAACUCAUGGAGCCACAAGAAAUGAGGCCCUUGAUACGAUGAACAAAGCACUGGACUCCUAUGUUAUCAGAGGUAUUAGCUCUGUCAUAUUUGUUGUCUUUUGCGUAGAUGGCGGGAUUUAUCACACACAAUAAAUUCAUUUUACAGGUGCUUUCUGUUGUUUUAGUUGAGGCUCUUAUGCCUCAGCAAGACUGGGGACAAGUGGGGACUGUGUGAAUCUCUUAAUUUUGAGGAUUUUCCCUUGCGGAUUUGCUGCUCACUACGCAUGGCAUUAUGCAUGUAAUAAGACGAUAGGGAGCUUAAGCAACAACAUCAGUGACAGAAACGAGGAUGUCAAAAAAGCAGCAGAUAUGUUAGGCAAAGCAACAACUCUGCACGUCCAUCACACUUAUUUUGUACAUUUCCUUGUUAUGCUGCAUGACUGCAACUUGAAAAUGCCUAAUUUUAAGUUUUAUAGAUUUUUCCUUCCCUUGAAUGUGGUCCCCAAGUCAAUUCUAGAGAAAUUCGCCCACAUUUGACGUGUUCAGUGAAUUGGAAUAAACGCGAAAAAGUUUAAAAAAGGCGAAUUUAAUAUAAAAGUGACAUUUCUGCUGCCAUCACCAUCCUCAAUGCUAAAGUUCCCUAAUAAUAUUCCUUCAAACCCUACCCCACCUUAUCAUUUCUGGGGCAGAGGGAGGGGGGGAUAGGAGAAGAGAGAGAGAGACACGGGGAGACGGCUCUACAAUAUACUCUCCCCUAACCCCUAUGGAAGGCCUGAUACUCAGGGCAACCCCACCAUUUUCGGACUUUUUGGUAAAAAUUAAUUAUUAUUUCCACAUUGAUAAUGAUUGUCUUAUUUGAGAAAUUAUUAAUCCCUCUGCAAGUAACAUUUUCUUGUUUUAUCUGCGUCACUUCCACCCUCACCCCACCCACAUCCCGCUUAAUUCCCUCUCUGCGGCAGGUUUCAGUGAUCUCUAUGGUGGAGUUUGUAAGCGAGGAGCAGGGGGCAGGGGUGUGGGGGGGUUUGUUGGGCACAAAUCAUGUCUAUUUAUACAGCUAUUUCAGGAAAGGUUGUGCACUUGAUAAUCCCGAAAGAUAAUAUGGGAUAUGAUCAAUACACUGUUCCUGACACUGUAGCUGUCGAACCUACUUUUGUUGGUCUCUCAAGCAUAGCCUCUCAUGCCUCUCAUGCCAUUCUUUCAAAUUUCUCUGAAUAACAGUGAACUCAAAACCACCCACAAUACCUUUCGGGAUUGUCGCGUGCACUUUCUCGAAAUAGCUGUACACUUAAGGGGUGUUUAAAUAAUGUUAAUUUCAUAUUUCAGGUGUGACAUACAAUGUUUCACUGCUCCGUGAUGUCCUGAAUCACCCCAAAUUUCGUCUUGGUGACAUAACCACUAAGUUUCUGCCACAGGAGUACCCAAGUGGGUUUAAAGGUAAGUGUGUGAAAGUAGUCAACAUUUCAUAAUUACUGUAAAUCCGCUAUAAACCCCUCCGGGGGGGGGGGGCUUAUUUAUUUCAAGCACGUUUGAGGCGCCGAGAGCAUUAUUUAAUUUAGCGAAACUGGGCACCACACUGCUUUUUCAAACAACCUGAAGAUGGUAUCAAUCCUCCAUGAAAACUAGAACACAAAGUGGAAAUGCUUAAGCACAUGAAGUUGGAGGUCAUGCAGCUGAAAAUCAAAAACUAAUCCAAACUCCCAGCACAUGAAUAACCAUACUGGAUUGGUCCACAUGAUUGAACAUGAAGUGUUACAGUCAUGAUUAAUUAACACACUCUAUUAGUUUUUAAUUUGGUUGUGAAGAAUAAGGUGACAGGAGAUGUGGGGAAGGGGGUGCUUAAUAACUUUCUUUCUCUGAAAAUGGAGAACUUUAUUAGAGAGGGGGUCCCUCUUGUGUUCUAAAGUAUUAAGCCCUGCAGAUUUUGCCCUUUAAACAAGUGAUACAGUUAUUUUGAAGUUGCCUAAAAAGUUGACAUUUUUUGACACCAGAGAGUAUUGACCACUCGAAAAUAACAACACCUAUGGCUGCUGUUCUCGGUCAUGUGGGUCGAAACUGUAUGGUAGUAAGCUGGGCUGCCUGUGUUGACAAUGUCAGUGUUAAUUCCUGAUUUACUUUGGGAACAAUACUGUGGUAAGCUGGGUUGCCUGUGUUGAUACUGUCAGUGUUACAACCCCUGCUUUACUUUUGAAAUUGUACGGUUGUAAGCUGGGCUGCCUGUGUUGUCACUGUCAGUGUUGCAAGUCUUGAUCUAUUUUCCAUUUUUGCGUUUGUUGUAGGACAUCAGCUGACUGAACACGAGAGAGAUGAAUUAUUGGCUACUACUGCAUAUUUCUUUGUACAGAGAUCAUUGAGGGCUAAAACAUUUAAAAACCAGGAAAAGUAAGUUGAGCGCAAAUAGGUGAAACAGAAAGGUCGUUUGAUUACCUGUUCAAGUGCCCCUGUUGACAAGUAAGUCCCGCGCCAAAGAGCUGGAACCUUAAAGUAAGCACUUGAAGGGACUAACUCAAAUUAAUAUGGUGAACAUUUGGCUUCUGUUUUAGACAAAAUGCGGUGAUUAAGAAGGAACAGUCUUGGGAUCUGAUGAUAACCUUGAACAAAGAGGAUUAUCCCGUCAUUGUAAAGGCAAAACCCGAAGGAGGUUUCAAGGUACACUAUAUUUCUUUCAUUGUUAUUUUUUAUGUUUUGGCGGGAUCCUUGGCCUUUGUAGAUUGGGUACACAAUUUUGCUCAUGUUUUUCUAUGGUUGCCUGUAGCCAUCCUAAAGUUUCUUUGGCUUUACUAUACUGUGGGCGAGCUCUCCAUUUCGAGUGGCUAGCGAAGCGAGCUGCAAGCAAAUGCGCGGGCGAGCUGCGAAAGCCGUGAGGGACAGACCCCUUGCACUUGCUCUCCUAUCGUAUGCGGCAGUCACUUGAUUUCUCGCAACUCCCCCAAAAGAAGAGCUUGCUCGCAGGCUAUGGCUUUACAAGCCUUUGGUGCCGUUUGUGUGAAACUUUACAAUGGCUUGUGUCGCGGAUGGACAUCUAAGCUACAAAAGACUUUGAACAGAGGUUUUAGGAUAGCUAUUACAGGCUAUACCUAUGGUGCUGCCCUGCUCUGUUGUGUGUUUCUAUGUCAUUGAUGUCAUGCAAAGCUAAUUUUUCUACACAAUAUCAGCCUUGUUACAAUGCAAGCAUACACAGAAGCAAAAUUGGCAAACGUAGUAACCUGUUGACAGUGGGCCUUUUUCAAAACUUCCAUAAAAUUAUUCUUUUUUGUCCCUCCAAAAUUUUGCACAAGCAUUGUUUUCAAUUUUUCUUGGGACUUACAAUCGCCGAAGAGAAAUUGAAAACAAUGCUUAUGCAAAAUUUUGGAGGGACAACAAAGAGUAUUAUGGUAUUUUUGAACAAGGCCAAUUAUUGGUGACUUCAUCCUAACGGAAGAAGCUUAUGGUCAGCAUGCUACUGCACAUGCGACAGCGCAUCCUACAUGCGCUUAUAUGUUCGUCAUUCUUGUAGACCCUCCAUUUAUUUGAAUAGCUGUAACCAUGUUUUCUACACCAUUACGUAGGUCACUGAUCCCCUUCUGCUGCUUUUGCUCCUCUCUGUGAAAGAAGUGCAGUGAGGUCCACUUUAAUACACUGAUAAAAUCGCUCUGUAUUAACCUUUAAAACCACUGACAGGCUAUCUGAUCCAAUGUUUGGUCAUUUCAGGUUACUGUCGAAGGCCGCUCUGUGGAUUUCAGCACUACUUCCAAGUUAUCUGAUCCUGUGUUUGAAGCAAGAGUCAAUGGAAACACCGCAUUAUUGCAGGUAAGAAUAGAGCCAUGCUCUUUUAAAGAUGACAUCAUUAGCAGUAUUUCCUAGGUGAUCUANAUUUCAGGUUACUGUCGAAGGCCGCUCUGUGGAUUUCAGCACUACUUCCAAGUUAUCUGAUCCUGUGUUUGAAGCAAGAGUCAAUGGAAACACCGCAUUAUUGCAGGUAAGAAUAGAGCCAUGCUCUUUUAAAGAUGACAUCAUUAGCAGUAUUUCCUAGGUGAUCUAUAGGGUGCCUUGUGUACUGCCGCUCACUCACUCCUGUAAUGUGAUUGUGACCUUAAAGGCAAAUCGUAUAUUAUAUUUUGAUAACGUUUCCAUUUUGUCAUGCAGUGUCUCAUCCGAGUAUUCCAGACAGAGAAAAGUGAGUUACAACAACAAAGCGGUUUUAGACUAACUUCGAGGCCGGGAGAGGGUUAAAUUUGCUGUUGGUUCUCUCCCUUGGUCCGAGAAGUUUUUUUCUCUGGGUACUCCGGUUUUCUCUUUUCCCCAAAAGCCAACAUUCCAAAUUCCAAUUAUCAAAUUGGAACAAUUUUCCGUGGACUGUACUCUUAUCGACCAUAGAAAUGACCUCAGAAUGUUCAAAGCUCAAGCGGAACAACGAGCUGCAGGCGAGUUGUUCGAAGCCAAGAAAAGAGAAAGCAAACGGCGCCACCAUCACGUUAUUUUCAUUGUCUGUAGUCCUAUUGACCAAAGGUUUUGACCAAUUAGCACUUGAGAAAUCACUCAGUUAUUGUAAAAUGUGACCUCAAAAGUGUCUUCAAUUAGUUGAGGACACUUAGAAGGCCACAGGCAGGCUUAUCGGUUCUUGGGAGACUGAGUAAGUGUGGUACAUUACCUGCACUCACCUCCUACCAAUGUGGCCUGGGUCCAAGUGCCGGCGUUGAUGUCAUGUGUGGGUUGAGUCAUGUUAUGAGUUCUAUCCCUUGUUUCGUGAGGUUUUGUUCCAUCUCAUCUUCCAUCCCUUAAAAAGCCAGCACGUCCACUUGAAAGGACAAUUCGAUCUGGAGCGCACAAACUCUUUCAAACUGGUUCUUCAGAGCUUGUUCUUGAACUUACAAAUUUCAUUGCAUACGAUGAGUGGAAACUCAGCCGAGUGUUCGAAAUAGCUUCUCGAAUGGUCAAUAAUUCUGUAAGAAAUUCUAUGCUAGCAACAUAAUCAAUCCUACUCAUUAAAAAAACUUUUUUAGGCCAGCUGAAAUGACUUUUAACUGAUACUUGGUAGCUACAGCUUGACUGAAUGGCAAGCCGUAAAUCUUUAAACCUUAUGAACGAUAGCAACUUCCUUUUUUUAUCCUCUUAUAUUACUCAUGAUGGUUUGACAAGUUAGUAUAAAGCAGUAUUCUUUUUCUUGCAGACAUUAAAGAAGGAAGGGAAUCUGUUUAAAAUCCAGCAUUAUGGAACAACGGUGGGUACUAAAUGAAAAGGGCCUGCUGCAAAGGGAGUAUCUUUCUUCAGAAAGAUUUAUAAUCCGUGUUCUUUUUGUCAUAGUACAAGCUCAGAGUACACACACAAGAUCAGUACGAAUACAUGAAGUACAUGCCGGAGAUUAAAGAGGUAUGGGAAAUUCAUCUUUUUCUUCUUAUACUGCCUCCUCUGUUCCUGUCAAAAGUUGAGAAAUGCUGAUGAGAACUGAUGGAAUAGCUACUUUUCUCGAGGAGUUUAUUUUGGCCCCUUAAAGUUUUAGCGAGGGCUACAUCAAUGAUACCAGUACAUUUUGGGUAAACAAUGGACAAAGAAAGUUAAAAAUGGAACCCCAUCCCCAAAACAAAACGAAGAGGUGCGACAUAUAGGGGUAAUGAAACUAGACGCUCUAAAGCCUGCUCUAAAGAGGUGCGAGGCCACUGUUUUAUGACAGUGAUGAAUUUGUCGUAUUUGCUCCUUAAAGAAAGCUGUAGAUUUUAAGACGAAUACGACCACGUGUGCGAGAUUUUAUCAAGUGCACGCGCGUGAGCCAGCGUCAUUUUGGCGGGAAAACGUAAUAGCCGUCGUCAUUCUACUACGAGUUUUAGCGAGAAUGUCGAAGUGGCGAAAACAAGUUAUCAAAUGUUAGAAGUUUUAUCACUUUGCGAUCGGAAGAGGGCGAACCUGCUUCGCUAAAGGUAACAGUGCUAACUUUUCUAGUGAAUAAAGGUAAAAUGAAGCUUUCCGGGGAGUCUGUACUUUGAGAAUACGCCAAAAAAAAUUCAAGUUAAAUCUCGUACUCGUAGUUGUUCUCGUCUUAGAAUCUAAAGGUCUCUACUUUGUUGUAUGAAAACAUGAUAACAAAUGCGAAAAGAAAGGCUGGGAAAAUUUAGGUUUGCCGCGGGAUUCGAACCCUGACCUCUGUGAUACAGGUGCAGCGCUCUAAGAGGUCAAGAUAAAAUCCCAGCAAGCCUGAAUUUGUUUCAGGCAUUCUCUUUUCGCAACUGCAUAAGUUGCUUAUUUAAGUGUGAUGAUCUUGUCUGCAUAGACCUUUGCCGUAUUCCUGUAAACAAAGGCAUCAAGUCAAGGCUCGAGUGGAGGAAAUGCAGUGAUUUGUAUGAAACUGUCUCGACCUCAUUUCUUUAUGCUUGCUCACUGGAGCGGAAUGCGGGGAAGGUUUAUUUCUUUAAAUUUUUUCUCCUUUUUACCUUAAUAUUGGAGAACCCUCUUUGUCUUUCAGAAAGCAUAGGGAGAAGAGUUUGAGACUUACAGACUCUCUUGUCCGCUUUAUACAGGUUUCACUGAAUAUUUAUAUCGUGGAAAAUUAAUUUCCUCGUCUAUAAUUUUUCAGGAGGACAUGUCUCCAUUCCUCAAGUCACCCAUGCCUGGCACAGUGGUGUCAGUUGCUGUCAGUGUUGGAGACGAGGUAAGUCAUGUCAAUCUAAACAGUUAACUCUUCAUUGACCUUUAAGGGGAAAUGUCACCAAGAGUUAGCUCUACUUGAAACUCUUAUAAACACCUCCGCGGCCGAAGCUGCUAUUGCGUCCCACGAACACGUUCUCAGGGCUUCGUCUCGCUUUUCUUCGCCACGAAGAGGAUUGCAUGACAAGCCAAAAAAAACGUUUACUUGAGAGGCUGAAGCUGCUACGACUAAAACUCAGUGUCCAAUUUUGGUUGCUCUUUAUUUUGCCGUAACAUUACUACCAUCCUAUUUCUUGUAAACUUAUCUUCCGCACAAGGUCGGUUGUAGAUUCUUUUUUAAGUAACCUCUUCCUGUUCAACGGAGCCUGCGUGGCAGACGCCGGUUAGUUUUUCUUCGGCGUUGGUUGUUAUAGAGCGCACGAGCGCGCGCACUUUUUUUCUCCUUCUCCUGCGUGCGCGCAUCCUCGAAAUUUCUCCCUUGGCCCUUAAAUAACGGCGCCUGCUAUGGUUCCAACGCCAGUGCUCAAUAGGCCAUUUUCACGAUGACGAAGGUUUAUCUACAACUAACAGAAUUCAUUUCGUUUUUGUUUCCUCAAUAAAAUUUGUCAGUGCCACUGAGAUAUAUGAACCAGUAGCCUCAAUUUACGCAUGAAAACAACAAAAUGAAGAAUUCUUGUAGUUGUGGUCAGAUGUCCUAUUUCAGAUAGAAACUCCCAGCUGCAAUCUAUAAGAAACUUGGAAGGUUGAUGGUCUUAGUUAAGGGAUCCCGAAUUUACUUUUAACACUACAGACAACUGCUGCAUAAGUCAUAGUCUACUCUGUUUUGACAGGUUCACGAAGGACAAGAGCUUGCAGUAGUAGAAGCAAUGAAGAUGCAGAACAGUUUACAUGCGGGUCUUUCUGGCACGGUAAGUUUACAUUUCUUGUUUAGCCGAAAGGUC
Porites evermanni is the source of this 17970-nucleotide messenger RNA. The record is from the annotation of a GenBank genome assembly. Lineage: Eukaryota; Metazoa; Cnidaria; Anthozoa; Scleractinia; Poritidae.